This is a messenger RNA of Westerdykella ornata, 564 nucleotides long. RefSeq lists its product as uncharacterized. The record is from RefSeq and is a predicted model, not a curated record. The transcript has 3 exons. The annotation marks the transcript as partial. NCBI's taxonomy places the organism in Eukaryota, Fungi, Ascomycota, Dothideomycetes, Pleosporales, Sporormiaceae.
CUGUUUAAGCCUCUAUCAUCCGCCUACUCCGCUGAGCUUGCCAACUUCAUGUAUAAGUGCCAGGGCAUCUCUGCUGUUACUAAAAGGGACUUCUUCCGCUUCUUCUGGAAGGCCUGGAAUGCAACAUUCAAGGAUUCGGCAAUUCUCAAGGCUUUUGAAGUCACUGGCAUCUCGCCAGUAAACUCAGAGGCAGUACUCAAAAAAUUCAAAACAAAGGAGACUGAGAGACCAUCCUCAAGUGAAAGCUCUACAUCACAUGAAAACAAGCAACUCAAAGAAGCCUUAUUAAAUGAGAAGAAGCGUCGACAGCGCGGAAAGCCUCUGCUGCUCGAGGCAUCACAGGAGUACCAUGGUGGUGCUGUCUUCUGGUCACCAUCCAAGGCAGAGCGCAGGAAGGCAGCAAAGCAGGAAAAAGCAGACAUGCUUGAGGAGAGGCACCAUAUGAGGCUGGCGGCGAAGAAGCUUCGGAUCCAGCAACAGCAGAAGAAGACAGCUGAGCGUAAGGAAGCUCAGAUCGCUCGGGCAGCAGAAAAGCAACUCCGGCAGGACAUACAAUUGUCUAAA